Messenger RNA from Bactrocera latifrons, 646 nucleotides. RefSeq lists its product as uncharacterized. The transcript has 2 exons. The record is from RefSeq and is a predicted model, not a curated record. The coding region runs from base 86 to 376 and encodes 96 amino acids. Lineage: Eukaryota; Metazoa; Arthropoda; Insecta; Diptera; Tephritidae.
UAAAUGUAUAUAUUUUACAAAAAAUGUUCGUUCAUUUCCUAAUCAAUAUUACCAAUAUUUAUAUUUCAGACCAGCYACUUUUAAUAUGACAGGGACACCUCAGGAACCUAAGUGGAGUUUGGAGCGACGUGAGUCGUCGGGUCACUUGGUUUGGCGGAAGGAAUCUCCCAGUUCUAAAGUACGUUUUCGGUUUGAUGUUGAAGUAUUGGAAUUUGAGAAACAUCCCCAUGAAGAUAUCGAAUACAAAAAAGGCGGAUAUUCUGCUAGUAAUAUUACGUCAACUAUAGCACUCUGUGCUACAUGUGUUGCGGCGGUGGCUAUUAGCGUUUUUUUACCAUGGUAUCUUAUGGAUAAGGCGCUAUCAAGGGGUUCAUAGUUUCAUUCUUUUAUGGUGCAUUUGAAUUUAUACACAUAUCUAAUCCUAUAUUUACACAUCAAUAUUGUUCUAGACCGAGGGAACGAAAAUGUAUACACGUUGAACAUAUUAAGCGAAGUUAUACUUAUCGAAUCUAUUUAUGUUAAGAGAAACCCGCUCUGUCACUAUCGUGCGAUAGAAAAUUCGUAGAUAUACAUCAUCGGAACAGUAUAAAUAACAACUUCAAUUAAAAAUUUCGAACAUAUAAUAAAACUUACCGGAUAGCAUAAA